Molecule: messenger RNA, 1313 nt
Organism: Zalophus californianus (California sea lion)
Lineage: Eukaryota; Metazoa; Chordata; Mammalia; Carnivora; Otariidae
Product: serine/arginine-rich splicing factor 10-like
Exons: 4
Coding region: 7-558 (183 amino acids)
Molecular function (GO): RNA binding
Source: RefSeq, a predicted model, not a curated record
GCCGUCAUGUCCCGCUACCUGCGCUCCCCCCACAACACGUCUCUGUUCGUAAGGAACGUGGCCGACACCAGGUCCGAAGAUUUACGAAGAGAAUUUGGUUGUUAUGGUCCUAUAGUUGAUGCGUAUGUUCCACUUGAUUUCUACAUGCGCCGUCCAAGAGGAUUUGGUUAUGUUCAAUUUGAGGAUGUCCAUGAUGCCAAAGACGCUUUACAUAAUUUGGACAGAAAGUGGAUUUGUGGACGCCAAAUUGAAAUGCAGUUUGCACAGGGGGAUCGAAAGACUCCAAAUCAAAUGAAAGCCAAGGAAGGGAGGAAUGUAUACAGCUCUUCACGCUAUGAUGAUUAUGACAGAUACAGACGUUCUAGAAGCCGGAGUUAUGAAAGAAGAAGAUCAAGAAGCCGGUCCUUUGAUUACAACUAUAGAAGAUCUUAUAGUCCUAGAAACAGUAGACCGGCUGGAAGACCAUGGCAUAGCAGAAGCCAUUCCAACAAUGAUAGAUCAAACUGCAGCUGGAAUACCCAGUACAGUUCUGCUUACUACACUACAAGAAAGAUCUGAGAAAGCAGAAAAAGAACCAAAGAAGGGCAGUUCAAGCGACCAAAGGGUGUGCAUUAUAGUGAUUGGACACUUCUACACAUUACUCAGUUCUCAUUGUGAUCUCAAGAGGAUGGGGCACACCAUGCCACAGAGAGCCACAUGGGGAAGCACCAGACUUGGUCAGGAGGCAGAGGGAGUGAGGAAAAAAGGAAUCUGCUAACCCUGGGACGGGCGAGUCCUUCCAUGAUCAGGGAGGUCCCGGCUAUCAAAACAUCAUCAUAAAAAAGACGUGCUUGGAGCACAGAGGAUUUUUAGGGCAGUGAAAUACCCUGAUAUCAUAAAGAUGGACGCGUGUCAUUAUACAUUUGUACCAAUGCUUAGAACGUACAGCAAGCACCAGGAGUGGACCCUGAUACAAACUAUGGACUUUGGAUGAUAGCAAUGUGCCAUCCAGGGCUCCAGGACAGGUUGUUGAUAACGAAGGAGACUAUCCAUGUGUAGGGCAAAGGGUAUGUGGGAAAUCUCUGUGAUUUCCCCUUGGUAUCACUGCGAAAAUUAAACUGCUCUUUUAAAACAAAGUCUUAAUAAAGAACAGAAAUAAAAAUGAAUCAGUAUGAAAUUAUGAACUGACAAUUAUCUGUGGCUAGAGUUGCCCUGCCCACUGAGGUAACCACUAGCCACCACCACAUGUGGCUAUUUGGCACUUGAAACGUGCUGCAAAUGUACAAUCAAGAUUUACUAUGCCAAAAAAAGGGGGGGAUGUCUCAUUAGUUGUU